Entrophospora candida is the source of this 384-nucleotide messenger RNA. The record is from the annotation of a GenBank genome assembly. NCBI's taxonomy places the organism in Eukaryota, Fungi, Glomeromycota, Glomeromycetes, Entrophosporales, Entrophosporaceae.
AUGGACAAUGAUGGUGGAAAUUCUUCUUUCUCUUCUAGUUCUUCGAGUAGUGGUAGUUCUUCUAAUUCAUCAAGUCAAACAGGUCAAACUGGAACUGCAUAUUGUAUUUGUCCGAUUAUUCCUUUCAAGAACAAAGAGAAAAUUAGAGAGCAACUCGCAAAAGCAAUUCAUAAAAAUAUGGGAAAAUUGAGUGGAAGUUGUUAUAACGAUUGUGUUGCCAAUGACAAGAAAAAAAAUAUCUAUUUAAGAAAUGAAAUAAGUAAUACAAACAGUAGAUUAGAUGGUCUUACUUCUUCCUAUAAUAUUUCUUAUGAGGAAGGUAGAGUAGAAGAAUAUUUAAAAACUCAAAUUGAAAUACCACCAAAAGAUUGUCGAAUAAUGUAG